GACAAUUGUUCUGGGAAAUGUAAAAUAAGAAUGAUAUUUUUCUUAGUUGAAAAUUCAGAGUUAAAAACUUACUGCACAACUAUCCUUGGAAAUUGAUGGAAAAACAAGGUGCUUCCAGGAUAAAGAGGAACUAGGGGAAUAUGCAACCACCAAUUCAACUCUACAGAGAAUACUGCAAGAUAUUCUAAAAAAGAAAAAUACGAAGAAUCCAGGAGUAGCGGCAGAGAGGCCACAAUUAAUGGAGCAGAAAACAAAAUGAAAAAGACAAACUGACAACUAAUGACAGAAAAAGAGCUCAACAGAAAUGAGGCAGAGAAGAUUGGAUGAUAGGAACAGCUAUUUUGGGGAGAAAAUGAUGUCUUAAGAGUGAGAGCAAGAGACUGAGAAACAUGAGAGAGUGGAUUGCGCACUACACAAGAGAACUUGCUGGCAGGAGAAUUAACCCCCAAAGCGAUUAAAGUGAGUUUCAAGAUGGCCAAAGAAGAGCUCCCGAGUGUCUCAAAGGACUUACAGGAGCUGCAGAAGAAGCUGUCUUUCCUCAUAAAGUCCUUUCAGAAUAACUCAAAGGUGGUUGCCUUCAUGAAGUCUCCAGUGGGUCAGUACUUGGACAGGCACCCUGUCCUGGCUCUCUCCAUACUGGUGUUUAUGGCCAUGUCUGCUGUCCCUGUUGGAUUCUUCUUGCUCCUCGUGGUGCUCAGUACCCUGGCCGCACUUGUGGGAGUCAUAUUACUGGAAGGGCUGGUCAUUUCUGUGGGUGGCCUUACACUACUUUGCAUCCUCUGUGGCUUGGUCUUCAUAUCACUUGCCAUAUCAGGGACAAUCAUGAUGUCUUAUGUGAUGGUCUCCAGCCUCGUCAACCACUGGUUUUCUUACAGGCCACUGGCAAAGCAAAACCCUAGUGUCAACUGUCAGCUGGGUAUGAAAGGGCACCACCAAGAAUGACCGGCUGGAUGGAACCAGGAGUGUUUUCAGACUUCUCAGGAAAGCUUCUGGGUCAUGCUCACCCCUUGGGAUUAUGAUUCAGAGAUUAUGAGAGGCUGGAUAGUUAGCCACUCAUUGGCUAUGUCUUCCAGCUUCUUCACAUCCUAUGUAUAAAAUCCUUCAGUGCCUAGGUGGCCUCUCAUCCCCCACUCUCAAGUAUGUAAACUUGACCUUGGCAGCGCAUGGGGCCUCCUGAACUAGCCUCAGGACUAAUGUCCAAAGUCCCAAGGCAACAGUAAUUUUUUUUUGAGAAUAUUUUAAUUUUUGAAAUGAGGGAAACUGUUUGUUUUUUCCACUCAUUUGAAAUACAGAGUGAAAAAAAAAAUCCAAAUCAGAACCAGCUUUUCUGCCUUAUUCACUAUUUAGCAGAAAGAAUAGUGCAAUUUGGGAAAGUUGUCCAAGAGUCUUUUUGAAAAAGUUUCAAAGUAUAGUUUCUGCUAUUACUGUUGAGUGCUGUUUGGUGUUGUUGAUACUUUUGUAUUGAUUUUAAGAACUUGUCCUAUUAAGCAGGACUAUAAAGCACAAAUGAAACAUUGUA
Cavia porcellus (domestic guinea pig) is the source of this 1519-nucleotide messenger RNA. It is a transcript of the gene Ldaf1, whose product is annotated as lipid droplet assembly factor 1. Bases 472 to 942 code for a protein of 156 amino acids. NCBI's taxonomy places the organism in Eukaryota, Metazoa, Chordata, Mammalia, Rodentia, Caviidae. The record is from RefSeq and is a predicted model, not a curated record. The transcript is spliced from 5 exons.